Molecule: messenger RNA, 2369 nt
Organism: Pimephales promelas (fathead minnow)
Lineage: Eukaryota; Metazoa; Chordata; Actinopteri; Cypriniformes; Leuciscidae
Source: RefSeq, a predicted model, not a curated record
UGUCAGAAGCGCUGUAUAAAUAAAGGUGCUGACUUGACUUUAUAAAUAUUAUAUUUAAAAUAUUAAAAUAGUUUACCCAUGAAGAUCUUUCAUCAAUCACUCACCUUCGUGUUAUUUCAAAGUGCUCUUGAUGGGGGUGAUGGACAAUUGUUGUGUAAAUAUUACCUUUUUAAAGUGGGACAUCUAUUGAAACCUUAAAAUGAUAUAGUUCACCCAAAAUUGAAAAAAUUGUCAUCAUUUAAAGGAGAGGAUCAUUUAAAAAAUGCCUGUUUAUCCAUAAAGGGGUGACCAAUGUCCAAUAUACUCACUCUUAUGUUGUUCCAAACCAACUGAUUUUGCCCUUACAAUGAAAGUCAAUGGGGCCUAGUGUUGUUUUGGACGCCACUGACUUUCUUUUGUUUUUCACAGAAGAACAAUGAAAUUCAGUGAGGUUCAAAACAACAUUAGACACCUAUAUACUAUAUAUAUAUAUACAUAUAUAUAAAAUUAAGGAUGUUUUUUUUUGUUUCAUAGGACAAAAAAGAAAGCCAUACUGGUUUAGAAAUAUAUGAAGCUAAUUAAAGGAUAACAAAAUGUUCAUUUUGAUGGGUAAAUUAGCUCUAAAUCUGAAAAAAAAAACUUUAAAAAAAAGUGAAGAUAGAACACAUAUUUAUCAAACUGCCAAAUGCUAGUAAACCAAAAAAUACAUUUUACUCCAAAUGUAUCAUCCUUGUACUUGUACUUAUGCUGCUAUUUGUAAGGUGUCUCUCAGGACAAAUGAUGUGCACUUUUCUGUAAUGACAUAUUUCUGUGUUCAGUACUCACUGAACAACAUUGUGUUAAGUUAUGGUGUACUUUACAGUUCUUUAUUGUCAUCUAUUAAAUAAAUGUUCAUAUAUCAUGUGUAAAAAAUAAAGAUAAUAUGUUUAAAUGAAUUCUGUUAUUUAUAUAGCCUAUUCCGCUACAGUAUGAUACAUUGGUUGUGUUGAUUAUGCAAAAGGUCAGAGAGACAGGAAGUGGUUUUAUAGCCCAAAUGCAUCUACAACAAGGUAGAAAACUAGAUGGAGGAAACACAAGAACAUAUUGCAUGACUGCAUGAUUUAGACAGAACUUCCUCCUGAAAUACGCUAAAUUAAGUGAAAUCCCACAUUUUAAACAAAUUGCAGUGUACAAAGAGUAUCGAUCUCUGGCUACUUUAAAAACAAUAUAGAAUUCUUAGGCACAAUCAGACCUCUAGUUCUUUGACAACAGGAAGUUGUUUUUAAAAAUAAGGUUUAGUGAAACCCUAGUCCACACCUAAUGAGCUAUAGAGCUACAUGCAGGGUUGUCUUUGUGGUUACUUUCUUUCUUUGCUGAAAAAAAAAAAAAAAAGCAUUAGACGACAUCACACGUCCAGCACAGCACAAGGCACCAUGAGGAUCGGACAGACGAACCCGUUUCUAUUAUCUGAACAACAACAGACUCACCUAUUGAUACUCUUCAUAACUCUUAUAACAGGGGCCUUUACAGAUGAAGAAGUGAUUCAAGCUCCUUUGGGUGGUAGUGCGACUUUUAAAUUCAAGGUUACAGGAGACACGGCAGUAAGCCUCACUGAAUGGAGCAGGUGUCCAGAUCACAAGGUUUUUGUGUACAGCCCGAGCCAUGGACUCAGUAUAGUUAACAACAACUAUACUGGUCGUCUAUUUGCAAAAUCAAGCCACAGCUUUAUACUGGAAAAAUUACAAGAGAGCGACUUUGUGACUUACUGCUAUAAACUCAGCACUUUCCCGCAAGGGAGUCUUCAAGGACAAAUUAAUCUAGUGAAAAGGACAGAAAAUGGUCUCCCCAUCACAGUGAUGAUCUCGGUGGGUUGUGGCAUUGGUUUCAUAGUCCUAUGUGGAAUCAUCACUGGAGUGGUUUGUUAUAAGAGGAGAAGUAACCCAGCAAUGAACUCUGGAGGGCUUCCCAGUGGUCAGUCCAACAACAAGAGCGCUCGCACACAGAGUGAGGAAGAGGACCUCAAUUAUCUGAAUGUUACUUAACUCAACGUGUAUUAGUUUUGGUUUGCGCAGUGUAAUUCACAGAAUUAUAAAAAAAUAUUUUUCUACCAUAAAUAUUUUAUGUGUCCUGUAACGCAUGUCCUAGGCUAUUCCAUUAAAUAUAAAACGCACACUGAUAUUUUUCAAUAUGUAUUAAAUGCAUUUUCUGAGAAUUUAUAUUUAUUUUUUUUACUGCAAAAAUGUCCCGUUUAUAACAAUGAAAUUGCCCAAUAUUAAAUAAUUUAUCCUCAACUAGUUUUGUGGUGUAGGUCUACGUAUCACAUUGCAUAUUGUUACAGCCCAAAUUAUUAGAAUAUAGACAUUAAGAAAAUAAAUUGUUAUGAAAAUACUUUUACUUUUAAUACUUAAAGU